Molecule: messenger RNA, 2145 nt
Organism: Pungitius pungitius (ninespine stickleback)
Lineage: Eukaryota; Metazoa; Chordata; Actinopteri; Perciformes; Gasterosteidae
Gene: lum
Product: lumican
Exons: 3
Coding region: 145-1173 (342 amino acids)
Molecular function (GO): protein binding
Source: RefSeq, a predicted model, not a curated record
UCCUCCCUCUCUGUCUCCCCAUCUACCCUUGUCUCUCUUUCUCCACCCCCUCUCUCUUUCUUUCCCUGUGUUUUUCUCCAGAGACCUCCAGUUUUUCAAGAACACACUGUUCUUAACUACUACUAAGAGAGAACCACAGAAGUUAUGUUCCCUCUGCGUGCAGCCCUCUUGGCCAUAUUGGUCAGCGUGGCCCUGUGCCAGGAUUACGACUAUGAAUACCAGCCUCGUUCCAUGCUAGGACCCUCAGGGCCCAACUGUGAUCAAGAAUGCGACUGCCCGAUCAAUUUUCCCACCGCCAUGUAUUGUGACAGCCGCAAACUCAAGGCUGUCCCCAUCGUCCCAACAGGGAUCAAGUACCUGUACCUCCAGAACAACCAGAUAGAAGAGAUCAAAGCAGGGGUUUUUGAUAAUGUCACUGAUGAACUCCGCUGGCUGGUACUUGACAACAACCAGAUUACCAAUGCCAAGAUAGAGAAGGGCACAAUCGACAAGCUCACCGCCCUGGAGAAGCUAUUCUUCAGCAACAACAACCUGACAGAGCCGGUCAUCCCUCCCUCAAAGUUCCUUGAUGAGCUGAAGAUGAUGCACAACCAGAUAUCCAAGUUCCCCGCUGGACUCUUGUCUGACAAGGACAACUUAACUUCCAUUUACCUUCAGCACAAUCGGCUAACGACCGAUGCCAUCGGGGGGGCAUUCAAAGGGUUGAAGAAGCUAACAUCUCUGGACAUGAGCCACAACAACCUGAAAAAGCUGCCAGCCGGAGUCCCAAGUUCGCUGCAAAUCCUCUAUGCCGACUUCAACGACAUCGACAGUAUCGGUGCGGGAUACCUGAGCAAGCUGACCGCGCUGCGGUACCUGAGGAUCGCCCACAACAAGCUGGUGGACUCGGGAAUCCCUGCUGGGGUGUUCAAUGUGACAUCGCUGGUGGAGUUGGACCUGUCCUUCAACAAACUUCAGUCCAUCCCCGAGAUCAACGAGCAUCUGGAGCAACUCUAUCUGCAGGCCAACGAGAUCAACAAGUUUGAACUGACAAGUUUCUGCAAGCUCGUCACAACUGUCAGCUUUUCCCACCUGAAGCAUCUGCGUCUGGACGCCAACCAAAUCACGCACGACAGCAUGCCCCCUGAAUACUUCAACUGCCUGCGCCAGGCUUCAGAAAUCCUGUUUGAAUAAGGACUUCCCUCAAAUCAAUAACCUCGCCACGAUCUCUUUCUCCACUACAAUGUUGCAGAUCCGCCCAAAGCCUUCUCAGUUUGAAUGGCGUAAUAUCCCUCCUGUGUCUUUGUAUAUAAGUAUCAUGCAGAUCUGAGGUACUGUAAUGGAAUCUUUAUUAAUUCAAUAUACAUUGUGAAUGAAUUAAGAUCUGGGCAAAUUUGAGAUACAAUAGCUGAAAUGAAAGUCAGAUUGCAAAAUUCAUCAGGCAUCAAACAAGUGUUUUUAACUGACUCCAUAUAUCCACAUAAAGAAAGAAUAGCUGAAUAUAUGUACCAAAAGUUACGUUGAUUAAAAACACAUACUUCACACAUUCCAUCUUGUAUUGAAGACACAGUGGAGCAAACUAUGGCUCCAAUGUCUCAUUUUAGUUGUUCUUUUUUUGUCUGUCUUUUCAGUUUCAAUGUUUAGCAUAUAUAAUAAAACGUGGGUACGAUAAUAAAUCCAUUGCUGUGCAAAGGAGCAGCAAAUAAGGACUGCGUACUCAGAUUUCAGUGUAUGAUAGUAUAAUACCAUCGUUAUUAAUUGUUUCUGUCAUUGUAUGCCAUCUUUAAAGAUUGCCUUGAUCCAACUACCAUGAGGUUGACAUUUUCGAACUAGAAAGUUAAAAGUGUCAACAUAUACGCAACUGAAAAAUGUCUUAUGGCAAAUAACUCCUUCAAAUCUUUAAGGCAAACAGAGCUUUUCCUGAAGUACUUGGUGUUAAAGGUUUAAUAAAUGACACUUGAUUAAAAGACAUUGGUAGCAUCCUUGAAACAAACCUUGAGAUGAUGGAUGGUGUUUCUAAGGAAUCACAACUUGAAUUGUUUCUUUACCUUAACUAAUUCUUAGCUUUCAACUUAAUCGUGCAUUGCUGAUUUGUAUACAUUUCUAUUAAUUGCAUGCAACCAAUGGUACCAUUCUUUCAUAAUAAACUACAGCUUUUGCACUUGA